Messenger RNA from Dendrobium catenatum, 742 nucleotides. Its product is annotated as 60S ribosomal protein L35a-3. The transcript is spliced from 5 exons. Bases 16 to 525 code for a protein of 169 amino acids. Gene Ontology annotation, molecular function: structural constituent of ribosome. The record is from RefSeq and is a predicted model, not a curated record. Gene Ontology annotation, biological process: cytoplasmic translation; ribosomal large subunit biogenesis. Gene Ontology annotation, cellular component: cytosolic large ribosomal subunit; ribosome. Lineage: Eukaryota; Viridiplantae; Streptophyta; Magnoliopsida; Asparagales; Orchidaceae.
UAUUUUUUUCUGACAAUGAUAAUUAGUGUUAAUCCAAUCUUUAUAUAUUUGAGCGUGGGAACAAUCUCAACCGUUCAACGGAAGAACUUCUUCCUCAACAGGUUUCCUCUCAGCUACGAUAAAAAGGGGUCAUUUACUAGGGCUCUUUUUGAUCCGUCUCGCUCCACCGCCCCGUCGCACAGGAAGAUGGUGAAGGGCAGGCAAGGCGAGCGCAUCAGGCUGUACGUCCGCGGCACGAUACUUGGAUACAAGAGGUCGAAGUCGAACCAGUAUGAGAAUACCUCUCUGGUGCAAAUCGAGGGCGUGAACACGAAAGAGGAGGUGGGAUGGUACGCAGGUAAGAGGAUGGCGUACAUUUACAAGGCUAAAACGAAAAAGAAUGGCACGCACUAUCGCUGUAUAUGGGGAAAGGUCACCCGUCCCCACGGCAACAGUGGUGUCGUCAGGGCUAAGUUCAAGACCAACUUGCCACCGCAGUCAAUGGGCCGUAAAGUCAGAGUUUUUAUGUAUCCAAGCAACAUUUGAGGUGCAAAGUUUUCUUUAUGCAUUACUCAUUCAGUUGUGAGGCUUUGGAGGUUUUAGAUCUACCUGUCUUAGUAUUGCCAAACUCUUUUGGAUACUUUUUGUUUAAACAUUUCAGUUUUUUUUUUUUUUUGUGUGUGUUAUGGAUGCUGUUGUUGCAACAAUUGAUCCAUAGUACUUGAAAGCUUGGCAUUAAUAUUGAUUAUCCAGAGAUUGUUUU